Messenger RNA from Gracilinanus agilis (Agile Gracile Mouse Opossum), 1041 nucleotides. It is a transcript of the gene BLOC1S5, whose product is annotated as biogenesis of lysosomal organelles complex 1 subunit 5. Lineage: Eukaryota; Metazoa; Chordata; Mammalia; Didelphimorphia; Didelphidae. Bases 24 to 605 code for a protein of 193 amino acids. Gene Ontology annotation, cellular component: transport vesicle; BLOC-1 complex. The transcript has 5 exons. The record is from RefSeq and is a predicted model, not a curated record.
AAGGCGGUUCCUCCUUAGACAGUAUGAGCAGCGGAGGGAGCGAGACCCCUCUGGGAGGCGAGGCCGCCCCGACCCCUGCCGUGGUCCCGGUGGGAGGCAGGAAACGGGACCCGCAGGGACCGUCUAGCUCUCCAGUUCACCUCAUUAUCAAGGAUCUGGGAGAGAUUCAUUCUAGGCUGUUAGAUCAUCGACCAAUUAUUCAAGGAGAAACACGUUUCUUUGUGAAAGAAUUUGAAGAGAAACGGGGCCUUCGAGAAGUGAGAGUUCUUGAGAAUUUGAAGAAUGUGAUCCAGGAGACAAACGAACAGAUUCUUCCUAAAUGUAGAGAAACAAUGCAUGACCACUUGAGUCAGGCUCUCCAGAAAUUGCAAGCAGCUACCCAUUUAGUCCAUAAACUUCAGCAGAAGGAGCAGGAACAAAGAAAGCUUCAUAAUCACCACUUAUUGAUUAGUGAAAAACAGCGUAUAACCCAAUGGGAAGAUUUCAUGAAAGAGCAACACAACAAACAGGCUGCAGUGGAUGAAGAGCACAAAAAAGCCACAGAACGCCUUAAAGAACAAUAUGCUGAGAUGGAGAAAGAUCUAGCAAAAUUUUCAUCUUUUUAAGAGCUCGAAUAACAAAAAGAAUGCAAAAACUUUUCUUUCCACUGUGCCAAAAAAAAUCACCAGACUUUUGUUCUCUGUUACAAGCUUAGCAAUAUGUUUUGGUGGUAAUGUUAUAUCAAAGAAUUGAUAAUAAAGAUAAAAAACUUUUGCUAGAAGUCAGAUUUAAUGUUAAUAAUAAAAGGAAAAUAAUCCCAUAUGCCUCCAACUUUCAAGUGCCUCUAUAUAACUAUUUAGGUGGGGGAGUAGUAAGAAAAAUGGAAUGAAUUGACUCUUAGACCCUCAGAAAUUAUAGUCUAUCCAUGCUCACUGAAAAGAUAAGAAAAUGACAAAUGUAGCAGAAUUCUCAGGCUAUGAAAGAUAAUCUAAUCCAUUCUCAUACAUGAGUUAGUAUUGGAUUAUUAUACUUGUUUAGUGUAUUCAACUAAUUACCAGUCAU